AUGUCUUCUGCAUCACUUUUGAACUUGCGCUCCACACGCGGAUUGUCAUCUCGCCUUCGGCUUAAGGCCUCGGUGCCAUCCAUUCAGCUCCGAACAAAGGCAACAACACCUUUCCGUCUUCCCGAUCCUCGAAAUGAACCCAACCCUCUAUACAAAAAAGGAUCGGAAGAGCGAAUCAAGCUAGAGGAAGCUCUCAUCAAGCUCCGAUCUCAACUCCCCGUCCAAAGCAACAUCUACUACAACGGCCAAGCGCAAGACAGCGCUCAAUCCUGGGACCAGCCUUUGCCAGCUGAACAUGCUAUAGUCUUCACCAACUAUCCCCUCGCGACCAAGGAACAAACACAAGCUGCCAUCGAGUCUGCAUUGAAAGCUAAGAAGGACUGGGAAGAGACACCAUUUGUGGACCGAGCCGCAAUUUUCCUUAAGGCUGCUGAGUUGGUGACUGGCAAAUACCGAUAUGAGCUCAUUGCCGCGACUAUGCUGGGUCAGGGCAAGAACAUCUGGCAGGGAGAGAUUGAUGCAGCAGCUGAGUUGGCGGAUUUCUUCCGCUUGAACUGUAACUUUGCGGCAGAGAUUCUUGAGAGACAGCCACCUCGAGGGGCUGAUGGCGUUUGGAGUCGUCUCGAAUACCGACCCCUCGAAGGUUUCGUCUACUCGAUCUCUCCGUUCAACUUCACCGCACUGGGUGGAAACUUGAUCUCCGGACCUGCCCUGAUGGGUAACGUUGUGCUCUGGAAACCAUCUCCAUCCAAUGUCUACGCAAGCGCCCUGGUCUACAAGAUUCUCCUGGAGGCUGGUCUUCCCCCGAAUGUUAUCCAGUUCGUGACGGGAGACCCCGACAGCAUUACCGACGUUGCACUCUCUCAUCGCGAAUUCGCCGGUUUGAACUUUGUUGGUUCUUCAGAUGUUUUCCGCUCCCUAUAUGGUAAAAUCGGUGAAGGUAUUGCCAAGAAGACAUACCGCGAGUUUCCUCGUGUGGUGGCAGAGACCAGUGGCAAGAACUUCCACCUGAUUCACCCGACUGCUGACAUCCAGAAUGCUGUCAACCACACUAUCCGUGGUGCCUUCGAGUACCAGGGCCAGAAAUGCUCUGCCACCUCUCGCCUGUAUCUGCCUGAGUCCCGGGCAGAGGAAUUCCUCACUGGUCUCAAGGCUGGCGUGAAGGAAAUCACCAUUGGAAACCCCGAUAAGAACCUCGAGGCUUUUAUGGGCCCUGUGAUUCACCGCCGAUCAUUCGACAAGAUUAAGUCUAUCAUUGAUGCUAGCAACAAGGACUCAACACUGAAGUUGAUCGCUGGUGGUACUUACGAUGACUCUGUGGGCUUUUACGUUCACCCAACUGUCUACCAGGUUGACCGGCCUGAUCACAAGCUCUUCAACGAAGAGAUCUUCGGACCUGUCCUGGCAGUUUACGUCUACCCUGAUGCCGAAUGGUCUUCGACUCUGAAGAAGGUCGAUGAGGCAGGUGGUGGUUUCGCUUUGACCGGUGCCGUCUUCGCUCAGGAUCGUCGUGCUAUCCGUGAAGCCGAGGAUGCUCUGCGCUACUCUGCUGGGAAUUUCUAUAUUAACUGCAAGACGACAGCUGCUGUUAUUGGCCAGCAAUCAUUUGGUGGUGCUCGCGCUAGUGGCACUAAUGAUAAGGCUGGUAGCUCGGAUGUCUUGCGCCGAUUCACUAGUCCUCGUCUUAUCAAGGAGGAGUUCUUCCCUCAGGAUGGUUUCCUGUACCCCAGCAACCAUUAG
Penicillium malachiteum is the source of this 1740-nucleotide messenger RNA. Its product is annotated as L-glutamate gamma-semialdehyde dehydrogenase. The transcript is spliced from 4 exons. The record is from RefSeq and is a predicted model, not a curated record. Gene Ontology annotation, molecular function: L-glutamate gamma-semialdehyde dehydrogenase (NAD+) activity. The coding region runs from base 1 to 1740 and encodes 579 amino acids. NCBI's taxonomy places the organism in Eukaryota, Fungi, Ascomycota, Eurotiomycetes, Eurotiales, Aspergillaceae. Gene Ontology annotation, cellular component: mitochondrial matrix.